Molecule: messenger RNA, 189 nt
Organism: Gongylonema pulchrum
Lineage: Eukaryota; Metazoa; Nematoda; Chromadorea; Rhabditida; Gongylonematidae
Source: the annotation of a GenBank genome assembly
AUGCGUGUGGUGCAGAAGACGACAGCAGCGGCACUGAAGUACGCAGCUGGCAGGCCGUCGAUCGGCCUGGCAUUAUUUGGCUGUAAAAAUCGGCCUGCUUAUCGGAUUGUGGUUCUGCCGGAUCGGGCCUACGGAAGGCCCUACGAGGGAAGCAUCAUCGAAGAGGUAAUUUUACCGCUCAAUUUUGAG